This is a messenger RNA of Prorocentrum cordatum, 450 nucleotides long. The record is from the annotation of a GenBank genome assembly. NCBI's taxonomy places the organism in Eukaryota, Dinophyceae, Prorocentrales, Prorocentraceae.
AUGCCUGGCUGGGCCACAGCGCUGUGCAACGACCUCACUCGGCCGCUGCAGCGCACUGCAGAACCCCUCGCGCCCGAGACCCCGAUCUAUCGGAAUCGCCAGCACCUGCAUCGCCGUCGGCCCCUCUACGGCAUGGGCGCGCCGCCAACACAGAUCCCCGCCGCGGCCUCGCAGAAGCACGGGCCGCGCGACGCCCCGCCGCGCCCUCGGCCCGCCCGAGGGGGCGAGGAGAGGCGCGGGCGCAGAGCGGAGGGGCGCAGGCUCGCCGGAGAGCAGCCUGCAGGGCGCAUGGGGGGGAGGGGGGGGGGCGGGGAGGGGGAAGGAGGGUGCAUGCGAGAGGAUGGGGCGAGGAGCGGCGCCUCGCAAAAAAAACGCCAGGGCCCAGCGCAUCUUUUAAGCAGCAGCCUGGACUUGCCAUCCGCGGCCGAGCGUAAAACUGAGCUGCAUUGA